AGGACACCGACAGCUGCAGCCCGGCCCGACCCAGCCCGGCCUCCCCUCCUCCCCCGGGCCGCCCAGCUUGAUCGGGUUUCAGCGGCGCCCCUGCCUCGUCUCACCCCCACCCCGGGCCUCCUCAAGAGGCCGGCUUGUCCCCUGCCCGCUGCCCCUGCCCCGCCGUGUGCCACCCCAUGGCCAUGGGCCAGGACCAGACCAAGCAGCAGAUCGAGAAGGGCCUGCGGCUCUACCAGUCCAACGAGACGGCCCGGGCGCUGGAGGUGUGGAACCAGGUGCUGCUGAAGAGCAGCGACCUGGCGGGGAGGUUCCGGGUGCUCGGCUGCCUGAUCACCGCGCACUCGGAGAUGGGCAGGUACGGCGACAUGCUGAGGCUGGCGCUGGCGCAGACCGAGGCCGCCCGCCGCCUCGGCGCCUCGGACUACGUGACCGAGUCCUACCUCAACCUGGCCCGCAGCAACGAGAAGCUGUGCGAGUUCGCCAAGGCCGUGUCCUACUGCCGGACGUGCCUGGGCGCGCAGGGCGGCCCGCUGGGCCUGCAGCUCAACGGGCAGGUCUGCCUCAGCAUGGGCAACGCCUACCUGGGCCUCAGCUGCUUCCAGAAGGCGCUGGAGUGCUUCGAGAAGGCCCUGCGCUACGCCCACGGCAACGACGACAAGAUGCUGGAGUGCCGGGUGUGCUGCAGCCUGGGCGGCUUCUACGUCCAGCUGAAGGACUACGAGAAGGCGCUCUUCUUCCCCUGCAAGGCGGCCGAGCUGGUCGCCGACUACGGCAAGGGCUGGAGCCUCAAGUACCGCGCCAUGAGUCAGUACCACAUGGCGAGCGCCUACCGCAAGCUCGGCCGCCUGGACGACGCCAUGGAUUGCUGCGAGGAAUCGAUGAAGAUUGCCCUGCAGCACCGAGACCGGCCCCUCCAGGCCCUGUGCCUGUUGUGUUUUGCUGACAUCCACCGGCAACGUUCCAAUGUCGAGAAGGCUCUGCCCCGGUACGAGUCCUCACUGAACAUCAUGACGGAUAUCGGUAACCGUGUGGGCCAGGCCCAGGUGCUGUUGGGCAUCGCCAAGUGUUGGCUGAUUGAGAAGGAGGUGGACAAGAGUCUAGGGGUUGUGCAGAAGGCAGAAGAACUGGCAGAAGGAGUGGGAAACAAGCUCCUCCUGCUGAAGGCACACUGCCUGUGCGAGACCAUUUACCGAGCAAAGGGCUCCCAGCAGCAACUCCGAGACCACGUUGUCAAGUUCCACGAGUGCAUGGAAGACAUGGAGUUGUACUGUGGAAUGUGCGGCGAGUCAAUUGGGGACAAGAACUCCCAGCUCCAAGCUCUGCCGUGUUCCCACCUUUUCCACCUGAAAUGCAUACAAGCCAGUGGAACCAAGGGUUGCCCGAACUGCAGGCGAUCAUCUGUGAAACCAGGUUACGUGUGACCAGGGAGCCCGCCCAAGCAAGAAUGCGUGGAGUGAUUCUUUGUUUAGCUCUCAGCCGCGAGCCCUGGAUUCAGCAUGGGGAAGGCAGCAAAAUCCAUCCAGGGGAAUAAAGACCCUGAUCUUAUCUCACUUCCAGCGAGACCUCAGCUGUAGGUGGCAGAAGAGAUGGACCAGAGGUUGGGAAACAAAAACCUUAAUCUUAGUUUGUUGGCCUUUUAGAAACACCAGCAGCUCCUUGAGAUGUCUGGUGUCACAGGGUGGUUUGUGUGUGUGACUGACGUCUAGGUGUGGUUCUUUGUAUCAACGUGUGAGCAUCUCCCUGGUCCUCUGCUCUCCCUGUUGCUGAAGGUACCAGUACUGAGAUCUGAAGGUCUUUUUAUGCGUUUUUAUCAUUUUCAGAAGAUUUUAAUAUUUCGUAAGGUUCCACAUGAGCAAGGAGCAGUCCCUCAACCGGUAUUGUUAAAACAUUUCCUUUCUUUUGCAACAAACAAACUACUGGAGGAAGGCACAAGACAUUUGGGGAACUCAGCGGGUCAGGCAGCACCUGUGGAGGGGAAAAUGGACAGUCAACGUUUCAGGCCGAGACCCUUCGUCUGGACUCUCGACCCGAAACGUCGACUGUCUAUUUUUCCCCCUCCACAGAUGCUGCCUGACCCGCUGAGUUCCAACAGCAUCUUGUGCGUUGCUCCAGGUUCCAGCAUCUGCGGUCUCCUGUGUCUCUGACCUACUGGAGGAACUUAGCGGGUCGAGCAGAAUCCGUGUGUGUGGGGGGAAGAGGAAUUGUCGAUGUUUUGGGUUGAAACCCUGUAUCAGUACCUUUUCCCUCCACAGAUGCUGCCCGUCCCACUGAGUUCCUCCAGCAGGUUGUUUCUCGCUCCAGAUUUCGGCCUCUUCUGCCUCUCGUGUCACUGUUUCUAACAGAGUUGUAAGUUCUCAGUGGGGAGGGGUGGGAGUGAAGGGAAGCCAUAGACCCCAGGAGGUAGGACGGCUUGGGGAAGCAGAGUGCUUGAGAGCUCCCCUUUCGACCUAGUUCCAUCCCAGCCCUGACCUAGUGUUAAAUCCCGUCCCCACGGAUCUUGGCUCCAACCAAGUCUUCGCCCAACAUCUCAAUCUGACCUGAUCUUAACACCGUGACCUGCCCGAAUCAGACCCCAGCUGAACCUCGCUCUAUUCCGGACAGCAUUUCAUCCGGUACAUUUACGCCCCAGACCCUCCACCUCCGACAGCAUUCUGAACCUGUCCCCACUUCACCCCGCACCCCUGCUAGUCCUCGACAGUCCCAGCCCUGACCAGCCACCGGCUCCGAUCGCCACAGUCUCGCCCUCGGCACCCCCCACAAGGCUCUCCGCCGAGUGUUCGCCCCCGACGGUCUGUGCUCCGGCUUCACCCCGGCCCUUCCUUUCCCCCGACGGAUUCCCAGCCCUGUUGUCUCCUGGAGUCAUCGUCUUCAUGGCCCAGCUCCAGAACAAGCCCAAACCUCCCCGACUCGCAACCCAGCCCAGUGGGAAACUCCCCCACCCCACUCGCAACUAAACUCCUACCCUGAGCCUUCACCUCACCCCGAGCUCCCAUUACCCCGCCCACUGAUUACACUGUGGCCUGAUUUCACUGCCCCUGGAUUACAUUGACCCCUGAUUACACUUCACCUGACCCCACUGUUACUUGAUUUCACUGUCACCAGAUCAAACUCUCAUCUGAUUACAUUGCUGCCUGAUUAAGUUCACGGCUGUGAUGCGGUGGUCUGAUUACGCGGUGGUCUGAUUACAUUCUUUCCCCAGUAAACUGACAACGGCUGAUGCUGUUGAUUGAUUGCGCAGCCGCCUGAUUGCACAGCCACUUGAUUACGCCUUUGCCUUAUUGCAUUGCCACCUGAUUACACAGUUGCUUGAUUAAAUUGACAGCUGAUUAUGAUAUUGCUGGAUUACACAUCUGCCUGACUCCACUGCAGUCUGAUCAGACAGUGACCUGAUUACAAUGCCGACUAAUUUCACUGCUGGCUGCUUAAACUGCUACCGUCUGGUUAUGGUGCUGCCAGACUACACCUGAUGCAGGGUCUCGACCCGAAACGUCGCCCAUCGCUUUGUCUCCACAGAUGCUGCCUGACCCACUGAGUACCUCCAGCAGUUUGUUUUUUUACAAUUGAUUACAGUGCUGACAGAUUACAAAUCUUCCUGAUUACACUGCUGACAGAUUACAGAUCUUCCUAAAUACGUUGCUGACAAAUUACACUGUUGACAAAUUACAGAUCUUCCUGAAUACGUUGCUGACAGAUUAUGCUGCUGACAGGUUACAGAUCUUCCUGAUUACACUGCUGACAGAUUACACUGCUGACAGAUUACACUGCUGACAGAUUACACUGCUGACAGAUUACGCUGCUGACAGAUUACAGAUCUUCCUGAUUACGCUGCUGACAGAUUACGCUGCUGACAGAUUGCAGAUCUUCCUGAUUACGCUGCUGACAGAUUACGCUGCUGACAGAUUACGCUGCUGACCGAUUACAGAUCUUCCUGAUUACGCUGCUGACAGAUUACGCUGCUGACAGAUUGCAAAUCUUCCUGAUUACGCUGCUGACAGAUUGCAGAUCUUCCUGAUUACGCUGCUGACAGAUUACACUGCUGACAGAUUACAGAUUUUCCUGAUUACGCUGCUGACAGAUUACGCUGCUGACAGAUUACGCUGCUGACAGAUUGCAAAUCUUCCUGAUUACGCUGCUGACAGAUUGCAGAUCUUCCUGAUUACGCUGCUGACAGAUUACACUGUUGACAGAUUACAGAUUUUCCUGAUUGCACUGCUGACAGAUCACAGGGUCACCUGAUUACAGUGGUGUCUGAUUAAACCAUUGCCUUAUUGCAUUGCUGCCUGAUUUCAAUUCUGCUUGAUUAUACUGCCAGCUGAUUUCACUACUGCCUCAUUACACCGCUGUGUUUACACUAUAACCUAAUUAUUGCUGUGGCUGGAUUAACCUCCCAUCUGAUUCCACUGCUGACUGAUUACACCAUGACCAGAUUGCACUGCUGCCUGUAUGUAUUGCUGUUUACACAGGUGCCUCCUGUACUGCUGAUUGAUUGCUGCCUGAUUCCAUAGCAGCCGGAUCGUACUGCUGAUUACACUGUCGCCUGCCCCACUGUCACGAUUACACUGUGGUGGAUUAAACCUCCAUCUGAUUACAUUGCUGCCCAAUUAAAUUGACAGCUGAUGAUAGAACCUCCUGAUUACAAUACCCCUAGUUACAUUGCUGACUGAUUACACUGCUGACAGAUUACGCUACCUCAUCAUUACAGUAUCCCAGUGAUUACACCACUGGCUGCUUAAAUCCCUCACCCUCAUCCCUUCCAAUAAUCGCUUGUGUGGCACCGUACUCAAGGCUUUCUAAAUUUUAAAAACUCCACAUCAGCAUGACCUCCCUUCUCUAUUCUGUGAGCUACAACUUCCAGCAGAUUUGUCAAAUGUGAUUUCCCUCUCAAAAACCCUCAUUGACUCUGCCCGACCUGACUGCCAAUCUGUAAGUAGUCUGUUACCAUUUGAUAGAUUCCAGCAUUUCCCCUACAACCAGUGUCGGGCUAGCUGGUCUCUAGUCCUCUGUCCUCUCCCCUUCGUUAAACAGAGAGGUCACGUUUGCUACCUUCCAACCUGUGGGAACCACUCUAGAAUCUUUGGAAGAUGGCAAGCAGUGCAUCCACUCCCUCCAUUUCUUAGUCAAAACCCUGGGAUGCAGAUCAUCAGGUUUCCAGGGAUAUAUUGGCUUUAAGUCCCGUUACUUCCUUCAGCAUUACUGCUAAUUCCUUUCGGCUAGCCUUGUUCACUAUUUCCUUGGGAUUUUCCGAGCCUUCCUUCUGUGGAGACGGUCACAAAGUACUUGUUUAAUUUCUCCAUAAUUUCAUUAUUCUCUGGUAUAAUUUCUCCUGUCGCAGUCUGUAAGGGACCUGCAUUCAUUUUUUUGCUGAUCAAUUACUCUUUACAUAUCUAUAGAUGAUUUUAGUCUGUUUUUAUGCUUCUUGCUAGAUUAUACUUGGAUCCCACUUCCCAUUACUAAUCUCUAGGUCCUCCUUUCCUUCCUGAAACUUUUCCCAAUCCUCAAUUUACUGCUCAUGUUGGUGACAUUUUUCUGUUGAUCUAACACUGUUGUAUAACUAGCCAAUAGCCACAGCCGGACCACUUCUCCUGUUGGGAUUCCGUGCCCUAAAGAGAGAGCUACUUGUUGUAGGCCAUGUGUGUUAGCCAAAGCUACUUUACCUGACAUUGCUGUUUUGCAAUCUACCACAGUUGCCUUAUAGUUUGCCUUAAUAAGAGUUAAAAUGCUGGUUUCAGAGUGAACAAAAUCACUUUCAGUCUUGAUAUAAACUGUUAUCAUAUUAUGAUCACUCUUCCCCAAAUUAAUUACCCAUUUUCCAUUGCCCAAUACCAGAUCUAAAAUUGCCUGCUCCCUGAUUGGUUUCCCCCAUACAGUGAUCUGGAAAACCAGCCCUUGUGUUGGUUUGCUUGGUUUACCUGUAAAUUAAAUCCUCCAUGAUUACAUGAGCCUUUAAGUUGCUGACUUUUGCUAAGCCCUAAGUUAGAGCUGACAUUUUGGGGCUUCCCCACCAAUGUUUUCUGUCUCUUAGCUCCACCCCAAACCGAUUCUACAUCUUGACUUCCGUCGAUCCUUCCCCGCUAUGGCCUUUAUCACAUCCAUUACAAUCAGAGCAACGCCUCUUUUCUACUCGCCCAUCACUUCUCGGGCGGCAGCGUGGUGCAGCGAGUAGGAUCUGCCGCCUCCCGGCCCCAGAGACCCGGGUUCAAUCCUGACCCCAGGUGCUGUUGCACAUUCCCACUGUGACCGCGUGGGUUUCCCCUGGGGGCUCCGGUUUCCUCCCACAUCCCAAAGACGUGCGGGUUGGUGGGUUAAUUGGUCGCUGUACGUUGCCCCGAGUGUGCGGGCGAGGGGUGGGAUCUGGGGUGUCGGGAAUGUGGGGAGAGUAAAAAAUUGGAAUAAUGUAGGAUUGGUGUAAAUGGGUGGUCGAUGGUCAGCACAGACUCAGUGGGCUGAAGGGCCUGUUUCCAUGCUGUACCUCUGUGACUUUCUAAAAGUCACGUUUCCUGGAAUAUUUAAUCCCCAUCUUUGUUCACUAAAAAACCACGUCUCUAUAAUGGCUUUUAAAUGGUAACCACUUAUUUCCAGUUCUGUGAUUAACUCAUCCAUCUUGUUAUAAUUGAUGUGACCUUACAGGUAACGAAAGAGCCUUCAAUAAUACCUUUAUAUGGUCUUCCUUGCUGUGACACUAAAUGUAAAAGGCACGGAAAAGACACUAAAAAGUACCUUUAAAAAGAA
This is a messenger RNA of Pristis pectinata (smalltooth sawfish), 6729 nucleotides long. It is a transcript of the gene rapsn, whose product is annotated as receptor-associated protein of the synapse, 43kD. The record is from RefSeq and is a predicted model, not a curated record. The transcript is spliced from 6 exons. Gene Ontology annotation, cellular component: synapse. Gene Ontology annotation, molecular function: protein-membrane adaptor activity; acetylcholine receptor binding. The coding region runs from base 177 to 1421 and encodes 414 amino acids. Gene Ontology annotation, biological process: chemical synaptic transmission. Lineage: Eukaryota; Metazoa; Chordata; Chondrichthyes; Rhinopristiformes; Pristidae.